This is a messenger RNA of Colletes gigas, 2523 nucleotides long. RefSeq lists its product as uncharacterized. The coding region runs from base 173 to 1888 and encodes 571 amino acids. The record is from RefSeq and is a predicted model, not a curated record. Lineage: Eukaryota; Metazoa; Arthropoda; Insecta; Hymenoptera; Colletidae. The transcript is spliced from 4 exons.
UUGAACAAUUGUUGGUAUUCCGUAACGCGAUACCUUGAUUUUGACUGUAUUCACUCUCUAUUGAUAUUUUGCCGUCGACAAUUUUACGACAAUGAGUAAUAUGUACGUACGUAGAUAAACAUUCGGUUGAGUUUUUUGAAAUUUGCGGUGUUUUCGAAAAAUUUUACUUGACAUGUCGACCGAUCAUCAUGGUGGAAAGGGUUACACACCCUUACCACAAAGUAUAAGCAACACGGAUACCGAAGACGAAGAAGAUUGUUUGGCUCAACAAAAUGAAGCCCCUAAGGGACGUACUGACGAUACGCUAACAGAGACAACAACAAUUCAUGAAAAUGGAGCCUAUUAUCCAUUAGACGAAACAAAAAAUGUGGCGAAUCGAAUGAAAAAUGGACAAGAUAUGCUUAAAUAUUACAGAGAUGAUAUACCUAUAAUGGUAGUCGAAGGAAAUGAACAAAAUGACUUAUGGAAACGACGCGAUAUGUCUCUUCUUCGACGAUUUUGUUUAGUCACUUCUAUAUUGUUAUGCGUUGUAACAAUAAUUAUAUUUCUGUAUGUUUUACCUUGUGACAAUUCGGUAGUAUGUCCUUCGAUUAUGGAACCUCAAUCACCAAUAUCGUGGGAUAAGACUUUGCGAGGAAUGGAACUACAUGGUCCUAUCUCUAUUAUUCGCGGAAAUCCAUCGAAUCUUAUAUUUCUCGUUCGCGGGCAACGAUACAAAGGGAAUGAUACAAGUAAAGAUCAAAGACAAAUAUCAGCAAAAGGAGGAGGAAUUAUAUCGAUGCAAGGAAAUAGUGGUUUGCCGCUGUGGCUGGUUCGUUUAGAAAGACCACCCACUGAAAUUGACUGUAUUUCAGUUGAUACAGAUCGAUCUGGAAAACCAGAUUGCAUAGUUGCUGGUGAUCAAGGCCUCUUGGCUAGUAUCGAACCUAUUGCAGGCACUAUACAUUGGAGCUCAAAAAUCCAUACAUUUAAUAAACUACCUGUGAUUUUAUCGGAUAUUGAUUCAGACGAAGUUAACGAUUUCUUAAGUGUAGAAGUAACAAUAAAAAACACGUCUAAUCUUGUUCUUUUAUCUGGAAGAAGUGGUCAUCUUUUAGGACGUUACUCGCCUGGAAAUUGUUUAUCAAUAGAUAUAUACAGCCUUGUUUUUAAUAAUACUAUAUCUUAUGCCUGCUAUGACAAUAAUAGGGAAAUUGUGAUCAGAACUAUGACUUUUCUAGAAUCAGUUCGUACCAUGAAAUUAUCAGAAACACAUAAGCAACUCGUAAUGAAGUCAACGUUUCAUUUCUUUAAAACAUCAAAACUCGAUGAUGAAAACUAUACUUGGAGGCCUAUACCGUAUUAUUACGUAUCUAUAGAGAACGAAGGGACAUGCCCUGGAGAAUUUUGCAAAGCUAGCGUAAAUUUAACGUUACAAAAAUUUGGGAACCAGUCGGUAACAAUAUGGGAUCAUGUUUGUCCUAAUUCUUUUGUGUCAAAACCAGCCUUCUUAUACAUGCCCGAAGAACCUUAUACUAUUGGUUUUGCGAUUAAAUUUUGGCAAUGGGCCGACUCAAUACCUGAAUAUACAAAGACAGUGUCUGGUAUUACAGAAAGAAGAUUAAAAGAGGAGGUAUUAAUAGUUUUUGUAAAUUAUACAGAUGUACGUAUGGAAACGAGUCAAAGUGAUAUCACUCAGUUGUGUCAGGGUACAGAUUGUCAACCGAAUGUGAACUCGCGUGCUUAUUUUAGUUCGAUUGAAAUUGAUUCUCUCAGCGAAGACGGAUUCCCAGAAUUAAUAACUUAUUGGUCCUCGUAUGAUGUAGAAUCACCGGAAGUGUUGACAUCCAAGGUGCAAGUUGUAAAAUUAGAUUCAAUUGUAUCUAGUUUACCGCGUAUAAAUGUUUAACGUUCUUUUGUACGUUUGUUUAACAGCUGCGUUUGUUUGUAGAACUACUCAUUGCCCAGUUAUACCAAAUAAGAUUAAUGAAUAUCUUUACAACGAAACGAAACGAAAAUAUACUCGUCUCGUGAAUACAUUUAAAGUAUACUUAUUAUUAAUGGUGUUUGGCCAUAAAUCCAUUAAGACUAGUCAACAUUUUAGCAGUAACGAAAUUAUGAUUUUAGACGUCGCCUAAUUUAUCAUCAAAUAAUUUCUAAAACAAUGAUUCUCCUAAUAAGCGGCCAUUGUUAAUGUCUACAUAUUUUAAAUGAACACUUAAUGGUGCCUUGCAAAAGCUAUAUAAAAAAAAUCAUAAGCAAAUAAAUGAAAUUUAAACUUGCAAAAAUACUUGCAUGUUAUUAGAGGACGUGUUAUGAAUUUUAUAUGUUUAACAAGGUUCUGAAUGAAAUAGCAAAGUUCCUUUUCCAAUAUUACUCACCGGUGUAUAUGAGAUUUUUUAAUACAAAAUGUAUUCAGCUAUUCCGAAUGAAUUCUGUUUUCCCGAAAUAAAUAGAGCUUAUUGCACAUAAAUGCUAGUGCAGUGUCAUAGAAGUUCAAUAGUAAACUAAAAUCUUACUCUAAUCAUAUAUUAUUUUAUUUUA